AUGGCAUUUAAAUCUGCUAUUUCACUAGCAUUCCUACUUUCAGUAAUGCUAAUACUAGUGGUAGGUUCAAAUGCCGGUGGAAUUGCUAUCUACUGGGGUCAGAAUGGAAAUGAGGGCACCUUGGCCGAGACUUGUGCCACUGGCAACUAUGAAUUUGUCAAUCUUGCAUUCCUUCCAACAUUUGGCAAUGGACAGACUCCAAUGAUCAACCUUGCCGGUCACUGUGAUCCCUACAGCAAUGGCUGCACUAGUCUGAGUUCGGACAUUAAAUCAUGCCAAGCAAAAGGCAUCAAGGUAAUGCUGUCCAUUGGGGGAGGGGCCGGGAGCUACUACCUCACUUCCUCCGCGGAUGCUAGGCAAGUUGCCACUUACCUUUGGAACAACUUCUUGGGAGGACAUUCGUCCUCUCGCCCACUAGGUGCAGCUGUUUUGGAUGGAAUAGACUUUGACAUUGAGGGAGGAACCAACCAACAUUGGGAUGACCUUGCAAGGUUCCUUUCAGGAUAUUCUAAAAAGGGUAAGAAGGUGUACUUGACUGCAGCUCCUCAGUGUCCCUUCCCGGAUGCUUGGGUUGGAGGAGCCCUUAAGACAGGACUUUUCGACUAUGUUUGGGUUCAAUUCUAUAACAAUCCUCCCUGCCAAUACAGUUCAGGAAGUAUUGGUAAUCUUGAGGAUGCCUGGAAGCAAUGGACUUCUGAUAUUCCGGCCACGAAAAUUUUCUUAGGACUGCCUGCAGCUCCCGAGGCAGCUGGAAGUGGAUUCAUUCCGGUAGGAGACCUCACUUCUAAAGUGCUUCCAGCCAUUAAAGGUUCUUCCAAGUAUGGAGGUGUGAUGCUGUGGUCUAAAUACUAUGAUGACCAAACAGGAUAUAGUUCCUCCAUUAAAAGCCAUGUCUAG
This is a messenger RNA of Cornus florida, 897 nucleotides long. Its product is annotated as hevamine-A-like. Gene Ontology annotation, biological process: carbohydrate metabolic process. The record is from RefSeq and is a predicted model, not a curated record. Bases 1 to 897 code for a protein of 298 amino acids. Gene Ontology annotation, molecular function: chitinase activity. The transcript has a single exon. Lineage: Eukaryota; Viridiplantae; Streptophyta; Magnoliopsida; Cornales; Cornaceae. Gene Ontology annotation, cellular component: extracellular region.